UGAUUUGAAAAUUGCAAAAAAGUUUGUAAUAGCAAGUGGAAGUGACAAUUUUGGGCCAAAGGGAGAAGAUAUUGCCUUUACCGACGUGUGUCUGUUACAUUAUGGCAGGCUUUGUGAACUUGGCGCGAUUUUGCAGUAAACAGCAACAAAUAACAUUUGCAAAUAGACGUUUCUCUAGCAUAGUUAGAAACACUUCAGGCAUACUUCAAGUGCAUGGUCAACGUCGAUUCCCCGCUAAUUUGUUCUGCUCCAGUCGUUCUGCAACCGGUAGCGAUGAUGUUGCAAACACGCCAAACAAGAAAAUCACUCCCUUUACGCCGACGCCCGGAAGCAAGUUGCUUGGCGGUGUUCUGGUCAAGAAAGUUCCCAAAGGUCCAGCAACAAUAGUACAGCGACAUCCACUACGAAAUUGUCAUGUUCAUAUAGGCGGCACUGAUGGGGGCAGUGCGCUGGGGAAACUCGACGCGCCGGAGGUAACCUCAAAAGACAUGUUGCAUGCAAUGAUGCACUACAUUUGGCCAAAGGAGGAUGCGCUCGUACGGAAACGUGUGGCUAUCUCUUUGAGCCUCCUGGUUGGCUCCAAAUUGAUGACAGUUUGUGUACCGUUUCUAUUUAAGGGCGCCGUCGAUACGCUGAACACGAUGAACACCUUGAAUAUGGACACACCACCUGAUACAGUGUUGACUGUAGCCACUGCCAUGCUGCUUGGAUAUGGCGUGGCGCGUGCCAGCGCCGCCGCCUUCAAUGAGCUGCGCAAUGCAGUUUUCGCCAAGGUAGCACAUCAUUCCAUACGUAAAAUUGCAACGAACGUAUUUUUGCAUUUACAUAACUUGGAUUUGGCAUUCCAUUUGAAUAAACAGACCGGCGCCCUAUCCAAGACUAUUGACCGCGGCUCGCGUGGCAUAAACUUUGUACUCAGCGCUAUGGUAUUCAAUAUUGUGCCAACAAUAUUCGAGUUGGCGCUGGUAUCUACCAUCUUGGGCACUAAGUGCGGUUUGGCUUUCGCCGGCGUUUCUAUGGGAUGUGUUGGUGUUUACGCUGCAUUCACGCUAGUUGUGACACAGUGGCGCACUAAAUUCCGUAUCUACAUGAAUCAGGCUGAGAAUGAAGCUGGCAAUAAAGCGGUCGAUUCGCUCAUCAAUUACGAAACUGUCAAGUAUUUCAAUAAUGAGAAAUUCGAAGCUGGUCGAUACAAUGAUGUGCUCAAGAAAUACGAAAUGGCUAGUUUAAAGACGAGCACAAGCUUGGCUAUGCUGAAUUUCGGUCAAAAUGUCAUCUUCAGUUCGGCGCUCAGUUUGAUUAUGUUGUUGGCGGCUAAUGAGAUAGCAAAAGGCAAUAUGACCGUGGGCGAUUUGGUGAUGGUUAACGGUUUGCUAUUUCAGCUUUCCAUACCAUUAGGUUUCCUUGGUAGUGUGUAUCGAGAAGUGCGUCAAGCGCUGCUGGACAUGCAAUCGAUGUUUACGCUAAUGAGUGUGGAUUCACGCAUUACCUCAGCGCCGAAUGCGCCAUAUUUGGCAGUGGGUCCCAAUAAUGCAUCGAUUGAAUUUAGGAAUGUGAGUUUCGAGUAUGAGACGGGAAAACCCAUCUUUAAAGAUAUGUCCUUCACCAUACCAGCGGGCAAAACAAUUGCUUUCGUCGGUGGUUCUGGCUCAGGGAAAUCAUCAAUGGUGCGUCUGCUAUUUCGCUUCUUCGAGCCAAAUGCUGGUAAAAUAUUUAUUAACGGACAAGAUAUCAGCGAUGUGGAUUUAGACAGCUUGCGACGUGCCAUUGCUGUAGUGCCACAGGACUCGGUACUAUUCCACGACACUAUUGAACACAACAUCCAUUACGGCAAUUUGAAUAAGUCGCAAGAAGAGGUAGAAAAAGCGGCGAGCAUGGCCGAUUUGCAUGACUCCAUCAUGAGUUGGCCCAAGCAAUAUCACACUCAAGUGGGUGAACGCGGUUUAAAACUAUCGGGUGGUGAGAAGCAACGUGUGGCCAUUGCACGCGCCAUACUCAAAAACUCGCCAAUCCUCAUAUUCGACGAGGCGACUAGUAGUCUGGAUUCUAUUACUGAACAGAAUAUUUUGAAUGCACUUUCACGCGCCACUGCUGGCCGCACCAGCAUAUGCAUUGCCCAUCGGCUGUCCACCGUCAUGGAUGCUGACGAAAUUUUCGUAUUGGAAAAUGGGCGUGUAGGUGAACGCGGCAAACACGCAGAGCUCUUGAAGAAAAAUGGUCUCUACGCACGUCUCUGGGAAACGCAAACGCAACAAUUCUGAUCCGAAAUAUAAUAUAUCGAGCAUCUUAAUCCUUAAAUGUUUUUGUCAAACACCACCGACUGCCGUUGGGUAGUUAUGUAUAAUGUCAUGUAAUUUAGUUAUUGUUCAUUCAAACAGGAAUUAAGUUUAAUGAGUCAUCGUCAGUAUCUAUGUACAUAGAUAUAUUUAAAGUCUUUUCUUAAAUUACACACAUACACUGACAUCCCCA
This is a messenger RNA of Anastrepha obliqua, 2469 nucleotides long. RefSeq names its product iron-sulfur clusters transporter ABCB7, mitochondrial (gene ABCB7). The transcript is spliced from 9 exons. Lineage: Eukaryota; Metazoa; Arthropoda; Insecta; Diptera; Tephritidae. Gene Ontology annotation, biological process: intracellular iron ion homeostasis; transmembrane transport. The coding region runs from base 102 to 2261 and encodes 719 amino acids. The record is from RefSeq and is a predicted model, not a curated record. Gene Ontology annotation, cellular component: mitochondrial inner membrane. Gene Ontology annotation, molecular function: ABC-type transporter activity; ATP binding; ATP hydrolysis activity.